AUAACCUCUGAAAAAAUUAUCGCACAUACGCGUAGAAGCGAUCUAGCCAGCCAGCGUCUGCGAUAUCGUAGUAAUAUUUUCGGCGCGAAAUAUCAAAAGCCAUUUAUUUGACCGGCGAAACUGGAUUUUAAAAAAUGCAUAAAAAGACGAUUAAAAGCGCGAUGUUAUGACAAAAUUUACAAAACCUGUUUCAAGCUUUUAAUUAUUUCUUAAAACGCUUGUUCAGUCAUAUAUAAUAAUGCUGAUAACAAAAAAGUGUCGGUUAUUCAUGUUAAAUAUAUAAUACUUCUAACGGCGUUUUAAGAUGAGUAUGCAACACAUCGGCCGUCUCGUGUCAGUUAAUUAACUUACAUUUUUCUACGUGUUAAUGGGAUAUAGCAUUCGUGAUGGACGUACACGAAAUACAUCAGAUGCCAAAUAAGAGCAACGAAGAAUUAACUCCAGAGGAAAAAUGGAGAGUGGAGCAUAUAAAGAUGCACGAACAGCACAUGGGUCACGAAUCUAUGCACGCAGAGAUGCUGAUUAUAUUAUUGGUGACAUUAACAGUAGCACAGAUUGCAUUAGUUGAAUGGAAAAAGAGGCAUUUUAAAUCAUAUCAGCUUAUAACGAUGAUAGCCAUGUGGAUUAUUCCAUUUGGAAUAAGCUUAAAGAACCACUGGUGGAGAUUUAUAUUUUUGUGGCUUUUAUCGUCGUGUAUAACAGGUCUAGUAGUAAGGAAAGCUAUUCAAAGACCAAUACUAGGUACAACACCUAGACUAGUGUACAAAUGGUUUUAUUUCAUUUAUAAGCUUAGUUAUGCACUGGGCAUAAUUGGAUACAUUUUAGUGUUAUUUACGUUUGUUGGUCUUAAUAUUAUAUUAGAUGUUAAGCCUCAUGUUUGGAUGGACUGGGGUAUAUUAUUUCUAUUUUAUGGUCUUUAUUUUGGAGUAUUAGGAAGGGAUGUCGCUGAAAUAUGUGCUGACGCAAUGGCAUCACAUAUUGGUUAUUACGCUCCAGGCAGUAUGCCAACUAGAACUUUGGAACCAAAUGUUUGCGCAGUAUGCGGAAACAAGCUCCUAGUUUCCGAACAUGAAGAAGGUGUGAUCGAAAAUACGUACAAACUUACUUGCGAACAUGUUUUCCAUGAAUUUUGCAUUAGGGGCUGGUGCAUUGUAGGAAAAAAACAGACGUGUCCUUAUUGCAAAGAAAAAGUCGAUUUAAAGAAAAUGUUUCGCAAUCCAUGGCAACGGCCACAUGUCUUAUUCGGUCAGUUACUGGAUUGGUUAAGAUGGCUAGUUGCUUGGCAACCUUUAAUUUUGUUCCUAGUUCAUGGUAUAAAUUGGGCUCUGGGCCUUGAGUAAGUAACAUUAUUGGUGAAAACCGACUCACAUACACCAUUGUUGUGUCUUUGCAACGCUAAAGAGAAUGAUUAACUUAUUCCUUCAAUCGAUAUUGUAUUUGUAUUUUUGUACAUGCUAUUACAAUUACUUUCUUUUGUGUUAUAAAAAAUAUU
This is a messenger RNA of Formica exsecta, 1492 nucleotides long. RefSeq names its product RING finger protein 121. Bases 387 to 1340 code for a protein of 317 amino acids. Gene Ontology annotation, cellular component: Golgi membrane; endoplasmic reticulum membrane. NCBI's taxonomy places the organism in Eukaryota, Metazoa, Arthropoda, Insecta, Hymenoptera, Formicidae. The record is from RefSeq and is a predicted model, not a curated record. Gene Ontology annotation, molecular function: ubiquitin protein ligase activity; metal ion binding. The transcript is spliced from 7 exons.